Kazachstania africana CBS 2517 is the source of this 1029-nucleotide messenger RNA. Its product is annotated as SDR family oxidoreductase. The record is from RefSeq and is a predicted model, not a curated record. NCBI's taxonomy places the organism in Eukaryota, Fungi, Ascomycota, Saccharomycetes, Saccharomycetales, Saccharomycetaceae. Gene Ontology annotation, molecular function: oxidoreductase activity, acting on the CH-OH group of donors, NAD or NADP as acceptor. The transcript has a single exon. Bases 1 to 1029 code for a protein of 342 amino acids.
AUGUCUGUCUUCAUUUCAGGUGCCACCGGUUUCAUUGCCCAACAUAUUGUGGGUCAAUUAUUAGAACAAAAUUACAAGGUCAUUGGUACUGCUAGAUCCCAAGCAAAGAUUGAUAGAUUACAAGAGCAAUUUGGUAACAAUCCAAACUUCACCAUGGAAAUUGUUGAAGAUAUUGCUAAAUUAGAUGCAUUCGAUGCUGUCAUUAAAAAGCAUGCUAAGGAUAUCAAAUUCGUUCUUCAUACCGCUUCUCCAUUCCAUUUCGAAACUACUGAUUUCGAAAAAGAUCUUUUAAUUCCAGCUGUUAACGGUACCAAAGGUAUAUUGGAAAGUAUCAAGAAAUAUGCUGCUGAUUCUGUUGAACGUGUUGUCAUUACUUCAUCUUAUGCCGCUAUUAUUGACUUCAAAAUUGAAGAUGAUACUAACACUGUUAUGACUGAAGCUAACUGGAACCCAGAUACCUGGGAGUCUUGUCAAGCCAAUGCUGUUACUGCUUACUGCGGUUCCAAAAAGUUUGCAGAACAAGCCGCAUGGGAAUUUUUAGAAGCAAACAAGGAUCAAGUCAAAUUUAAGUUGGCAACUGUUAACCCAGUUUACGUUUUUGGUCCACAAAAUUUCGAUGAAGAUGUUACUAGCAAAUUAAACACUUCAUGUGAAUUUGUUAACCAACUUGUUCAUGCAAAGGCUGAUGACCCAAUCCCAGCACUAUGUGGUGGCUACAUUGACGUACGUGAUGUUGCUAAGGCUCAUAUCUUAGCUAUGCAAAAAGAUGAAUUAAUUGGUCAAAGAUUACUAAUGACCAAUGGAAAGUUCAACUUCCAAGAUAUUGCUGACAUCUUAAAUGAAGAUUUCCCUGUCUUAAAAGGUAAUAUUCCAGUUGGUGCACCACACACUGGUGCUCAACACAAACAAAUUGGUGCCAACGUAGACAACUCCAAGACUAAGAGCUUGUUAGGUUUCAAAUUUAGAACCUUAAAAGAGACUAUUGCUGACACCGCCGCUCAAAUUUUGAAGCAUGAAGGUAAGUUAUGA